AUGACACAAGAAACUGUUUUUAUUACUGGUGCAACAGGUUAUAUUGCUAAACACAUAAUCUUUCAAUUGUUAGAAAAAGGUUACAAGGUUGUCGGGCAAGUGAGACUGAACGAGAAAGGGGAAAACUUAGUUAAACAAUUCAAUAAUUCCAAUUUCCAAUAUGAAGUUGUUGAAAUUUUAGAAAAGGAUGGUGCUUUUGAUGAGGUUUUGUCUAAGCAUCCGGAAGUUACUGUUUUCUUACAUACUGCUUCUCCUGCUAUAGUUGUUACUAAAGACAAUGAAAAGGACAUUUUAAUUCCAGCUGUGAAAGGAACUAAAAAUGUCCUCCAAUCAAUUAAGAAAUCGGCUCCUCAAAUUAAGAAAGUUAUUAUUACUAGUUCUGUAGCUGCAACUAUUUCUAAUGCAGACUUAACUAACCCAAAUUUUAGUGGUGGUGAAAACACUUGGAAUCCUGAGACUUAUGAAGAGGCUAUCAAAGGUGAUGGUGGCAAUGCUUAUAGGGCCUCCAAAGCCUUGGCAGAAAAGGCAGCCUGGGAAUUUGUUGAAAAAGAAAAGCCAAAUUUCAAAUUGUCAACCAUUUUGCCAAGCUAUACAUUUGGGCCACAAGUUUUUGAAUCAGACAUUGAAAACUUACAUGGCACUGCGAAAUUGCUUGCAGAUUUGUUGUAUUUGAAGAAAGACAGUCCGAUCCAACCAUUUUUUGGUGUCAGUGGUGAUGUUCGUGACGUUGCUAAAGCUCACAUUCUUGCUUUUGAAAAAGAAGAAGCUGAGGGUAAGCGUUUUGUCAUUUCUGUAAACACUUUCAACUUUCAAUGGGUAAUUGAUAUCUUUAGAAAGAAUUUUAAGGAUUUGGCAGAAACUUUGCCCGUAGGAACUCCAUUACCAGAGAAUUUCUUUGCCCAUGCAUUAAAAGUGAAUGAUCAAAAUGCAAGAAAGAUAUUGAACAUCGACUAUAUCCCAUUUGAAAAAACCGUAGUGGACCAUAUCAAGCAAAUUAUUGAUCAUAAGAAUUAG
Messenger RNA from Scheffersomyces amazonensis, 1014 nucleotides. RefSeq lists its product as uncharacterized. The transcript has a single exon. The coding region runs from base 1 to 1014 and encodes 337 amino acids. Gene Ontology annotation, biological process: steroid biosynthetic process. The record is from RefSeq and is a predicted model, not a curated record. NCBI's taxonomy places the organism in Eukaryota, Fungi, Ascomycota, Pichiomycetes, Serinales, Debaryomycetaceae. Gene Ontology annotation, molecular function: 3-beta-hydroxy-Delta5-steroid dehydrogenase (NAD+) activity.